Molecule: messenger RNA, 717 nt
Organism: Ruditapes philippinarum (Manila clam)
Lineage: Eukaryota; Metazoa; Mollusca; Bivalvia; Venerida; Veneridae
Product: protein starmaker-like
Exons: 1
Coding region: 1-717 (238 amino acids)
Source: RefSeq, a predicted model, not a curated record
AUGAGAAGUGAUAUGGUGAAUGUAAAUGAAGAAAAUAUUAUAAAUAUAGAAGAGCAAGCUGAAGAUAAGAAUAAGACUGAAGUGAUCUUGAAUAAUGAAAAGCCAACUGAUGAUGAGAACAGUGAAAAUGUUAAGAUAGAUAAAAAGGAGAAAGAAAAGAGUGGUGUAGAAUCUGAUGUUAAGAUAGAUAAUAAGGAGAUAGAAAAGAGUGGUGUAGUAUCUGAUAAUGAGAAGGAAAAUAUAAAUACCAAAAUCCUGUUAAACAAAAGUGUUAUGGAAAGUGGAACAGAGGAUAAAAAUAUUGGAAAAGAGGAAUUGAAUGAAGGGUUUAAGAAGGUAGAUGUAAAAUGUGAUGAUAGACAAGUGUUGAUGAAUAAAAGUAAGAACAGGGACAAGAAAGAGGAAAAUAAAGUUGACGAAAAUGUAAAAGAAAAUAGCGAGGAUGUAUACAUUAUAAAGACAAAGAUGGUAUACAAAAUCAAAAGUGAUGAACAUCAGCAGAGUAUAAAGAAGCACAAACACAAGAGAAAAAGGAAGAGACAUCAUGAAAACGAAAAGAGAAACGAUCGUAUAAAGACACAGAAGACAGACACUGAAAAUAAAGAAAAUAAUUAUACGGACACAAGUGAAGACAAACAUGUUAAAAGAAAAUCAAAAUCAGAAUAUGAAGUCAGUGACAAUAACAUAAUGAAGGAGUGUUUUGUACCAGUAAAAUAA